This is a messenger RNA of Colossoma macropomum (tambaqui), 3233 nucleotides long. RefSeq names its product Rho family GTPase 2 (gene rnd2). Gene Ontology annotation, biological process: small GTPase-mediated signal transduction. The record is from RefSeq and is a predicted model, not a curated record. The coding region runs from base 315 to 1016 and encodes 233 amino acids. The transcript is spliced from 5 exons. Lineage: Eukaryota; Metazoa; Chordata; Actinopteri; Characiformes; Serrasalmidae. Gene Ontology annotation, molecular function: GTP binding; GTPase activity.
GUGACUGUGGGAACUCUCUGUCUCUCGUUUUCUCUCUCGCGCUCGCUAUUAUUCUCCCGUUUUCUCUCUUUUCCCCCCGCACUCUAUCUGUCCCGUUUCCUCUCUGUUAUCUCUCUCUUUCUCCACCCGUCCCUCUUUCUCUCUGUCUCUCCCACUCUUCUUACUCACUCCUACAAGACUGUUUCUCCACUUCUGCCCACUCACCUUCUCAGCCUCUGUCACUGAGGGGUGUCUCCGGUAGCAGCGGGCGGUGGUUGGUGUCCUGGCCGAGCGCAGGGAGUUCUAGGCGGUGACGGUUGUUGCCGGUGCGGGCGAUGGAAGGGCAGGGCAGCCGCUGUAAGAUCGUGGUGGUGGGCGACACUCAGUGUGGCAAAACGGCGCUGCUGCACGUGUUCGCCAAAGACAGCUACCCUGAGAGCUACGUGCCCACCGUGUUCGAGAACUACACUGCAAGCUUCGAGAUUGACAAACAUCGGAUUGAGCUGAACAUGUGGGACACGUCAGGCUCUUCUUACUAUGAUAACGUGCGGCCGCUGGCGUAUCCAGACUCAGAUGCUGUCCUCAUCUGUUUUGACAUCAGCAGGCCUGAAACUCUGGACAGCGUCCCAAAGAAGUGGCAGGCUGAGGCUCAGGAGUACUGUCCUAAUGCUAAGCUGGUGCUGGUGGGCUGUAAGCUCGAUAUGAGGACAGACGUCAGCACCUUACGAGAACUGUCCAAACAGCGCCUCAUACCCGUCACACAUGAGCAGGGCAGUCUGCAGGCGCGGGAGCUGGGUGCAGUAGCGUAUGUGGAGUGUUCAUCACGCAUGUGUGUGAACAGCGUGCGGGACGUCUUUCACAUCACCACACUCGCCUCCGUCAGACGGCCCACCCCUGGACUCAAACGCAGCUCCUCCCGCCGAGCCCUCAAACGCAUAUCCCACCAGCCCCUGCUGCCAAUCAACUCUCGAGCCACGCCCCUUGAACCCUCCCCCACUCUCAGGAAGGACAGAGCCAAGAGCUGCAUUGUCAUGUAGAAAAUAAGCCAAAAAACACAAACACGUUCAGCUGUGUUCCGAUCUGAUCUGCGUAAAAUGGGUUUCUCGCAGCUGCUGUCUAUUUAUGAGACUUUUAUGGUCGUAUAUCAUGUCAGAUUACGACCAAUUAAAACUGUACAGAUGUGUGAACACGUUCCACAGAGGACUAUUUAUUGACCCUUACAUUGUUGUUGUCGCUGUUAUUAUUUUGAUGCCGCUAAGUAAACAAAGAGGAAAUGAACAUAGAAAACAACAUGCAUGGGACUUCAUCUGUGAGAGCUGUUUAUCUUGUAUUUUUAAUUGGUAACACUUUACUGUAGGGCAGUGUUCAUCAGGCUACAUGACGCCAGGCAUAAAGUAAGUAAUAGUAAGAAAGUAAUAUUUAUUUUUAUUAGUACAUUAAAACACCUUACAUUGCACCAAUGCUUUACACAAUUUAGAUAAUAAAAUAAUAAAUGAAGAAGCAAACGAGUCAAAAAGGAAAGCAAGAUUAAGACCAAAGAAUAUGUAAAAAAGAACAUCAGACCAAAAGUAAUACCAAAGAAAAGAAAAACAAAACACAAACAACACAUAACACUCACAUCUAAUAUACUCAGCUACGUAAAAGGCCAAACAAUAUACGAUCAUACGCAAAAAUGUGGGUGCCGGGGUCAAAUAACAUGUUUUGUUGAUGUUAACACAUCCACCAUAGGGAACAAACUUCAGCACAUUUGGAGUUGGCCUAAAAGUGCCUUACAUGAACAUUUAUGACUGCUUAUUACUAUUGGUGUCGUCUGUCACAAAGGCUGCUUCUGUCAACUUUGAUGUCAACAUUUAUGUCAGGUAAUUUUUCUGAAAAAUUGGCUUGUCAUGCCCACUUUUGGGGAAAUAUCAUAGCAUGUUUUCACACCUUACUUUGUAGCUUGGUAUAUAUCACAGACAUGGAGCUGAUGAUGUGACAUAGCUAAAAGUCCCAGGAAACAGAGUAAAAUAUAAUAUAUAGUAUAGUAUCAUACAGAUACAAGAAGAUAAAACACACUGAUCGGGAACGAGUGAAGAGACGUGCAGACGGACAGACACACAGACAAAGCAACACGUGAAUGAAGGAAUGAAUGAACGAACAAUAUUCAUGUAUGGAUAAAGGAAUGAAUGGUGGCCUAGCAUGUUAGCUUUUGGUUAUGCUGGAUUAGCUUUAGCUCACCAAAUUUCUCUGACUCUGAAACUGUUUUGUGUGGGCGGGGCAAGAGAUGGCAGCCUUCUGAUUGGUCAGGGGAAUGCUUACGGAAGAAUUACCCAAGAUUAGGACCGCCCAGUUUACAUUGAGAGGAAAGAAAUAUGCUCAAAUAUGUUGGUCAUUCAUUGGUUACUGGGACAUUAUUCAAAUGGUAUUAGUAGUACAUUUUUGCUGUAAGAACAAGAUUAACCUAAUUAGUAAGAAAAUACAGAUGUAAGCUCCUUAGAUCUUUAAAUCUUAUAAAUGGUGAAAUGAAAAUUACCCAAGGGCCAAAGAUAUGCUUAAUUUAAGCAAGCUUUAUGACAAAUGAUGCCUAGUGGAAUAUACGUUUAUAAAUGUUUAUGUAGGUUUAUGGCAGUUGUCAUGAAGGGCUUAUGUGGGCGUAGCCUUAUGAACAUUGCCCUACAGUAAAGUGUUACCGUUUAAUUCAUAUUUCUUUGUAGUUUGCAGACUUUUCUGCCAGAGUGUCCACCUCAGAUGUUCCACUGCCACCGCCAGAGAGUUAAUUCAGAUAAGCUUGCGUCUCCAGAGCCCUCAGAAACUUUUUUAUUCACUUCAGUGGCUCUAAUGGGAAUUGGCAGUCAUGGGUGAUAGUGCUCCACUUACAUGGAAUUAUGCACUCUGGAAACGACACUGGGUCAGAAUGCCAAAAAGGUCAUAUUUUUUCACUGGUUCACAUCAUAUCACGUAGGAACCAGUGUAGAACUGGCUGAUACAGUCAGAUAGAGGCAGAAUCACACGUCUGUACUGAUAACGGCUGAUGCCUGGAGAAGCCCAUAAGCCUAAACAUGGUGCGAGUCGGGAUUUAGUAGGUUAUUGACUCGUUUCACACUCUAGGCAGGUGAAAAAAGCACAUCAAGCUAUACAGUUGGCUGUUAUUAUUCAGCAUUCACACUGUUCAGCAAUCUCUCCUGGAGGAAAAGAGGGAUCACAGCAGGGUUGGCACUAUCCAUGUAUUCCCGUUCAAAAUAAAAUCUCAAUCAAGAGAAUCUCAGCACUGUAAA